Messenger RNA from Balearica regulorum gibbericeps (East African grey crowned-crane), 945 nucleotides. It is a transcript of the gene GPR141, whose product is annotated as G protein-coupled receptor 141. Gene Ontology annotation, molecular function: G protein-coupled receptor activity; oxysterol binding. Gene Ontology annotation, biological process: G protein-coupled receptor signaling pathway. NCBI's taxonomy places the organism in Eukaryota, Metazoa, Chordata, Aves, Gruiformes, Gruidae. The record is from RefSeq and is a predicted model, not a curated record. Gene Ontology annotation, cellular component: membrane.
AUGUUCAAGGAAGAUUUCCGGAACAUGAUUGAAGAGAACAGGAACAGCAAUGACUCCUCGUCUGCCUUCACUCACACCAACACCACGAGUGCCAUACUGAUUACUGCCUACUCAGUUGCCUUUGCUGGAGGUGGGAUCGGGUCCAUCACAAUGUUGUUUGUGCUGGUCAAGAUGAACACUUUGUCUGUGACGACUACAGCCAUCAUUAACCUGGUCGUUGUGCACAGCCUCCUCCUCUUCACGGUGCCCUUUCGCCUGCACUACUAUGUCAACAAGAAGUGGGUAUUUAAGAUGCCAUUUUGCAAAAUAGUGAGUGCAAUGGUGCACAUCCACAUGUACCUGACUUUCCUAUUCUACGUGAUCACGCUGGUGAUCCGGUGGCUCAUCUUCUUUCAAUGGAAGGACAAGGUGGAGUUUUACAGGAAGCUGCACGCCAUUGCGGCCAGUGCUGCCGUGUGGGUCUUUGUCAUGGUCUUUGUGGUGCCAGUCUUGUGCUUUGAGUACGGACGCUCAGGCUCAUACAAUGAUACAACAUGCUUUAAGUUCCACAAAGAACUACAGCAGGAGAGCGUGAAAGCCCUGAACUACACCAUAAUUGUAGCUGUCGCCUGCAUUACUUGUGUCCUCUUGGGCCUGCAGUUUUUCAUCCUGGUAAAAGUGGCAAGAAAACUUUCCACCUCCGUCUGGUCACACCAAGAGUUCUGGGCCCAGGUGAAAAACUUGAUUUUCAUCUGCGUCAUCAUAGUUUGCUUCCUUCCCUAUCACCUCUUUAGGGCCUACUACAUACAGCACGUGAGUGAUUUUGACCAGUUAGAAAGUUACAAUGAAGUUUUUUUGAGUCUGACUGCCCUCAGCUGCCUGGACCUGCUGUCAUUCGUGCUAAGCGGAAGCCGUCUCUUCAAGCAAAAGGUGGGCAUGCUGCGCAGCAGGUUGUCUUGCUGCUAG